AUGCUUGUCGGGGCCGGUGGCAACGCUGGGGGGCAAAGUACCGUACUGGUUGUCCGCCGCCUGGCCCUGGCGAGCGCUCGCUGGAAGGCCAAGGGAGUGGAGCCUGCCGUUUCGGUGAGACGGAUCGUGGGCCCAGAGAUCAUCGUGGGCGCCAAGCUGGCGCUUGUCCUCUUUGGUGCCGCCUUCCUCCGCUGCGCGAUCUUUAAGGUCUACGGCGCGGAGUGCGUCGCCAUCUGCUUGUCCAUGUUGGUCAUCGUCUUCUGCUCGACGGCCCUGGGCGCGGCCCUCCCCAUCGUCCUCAACAAGCUUGGAUUGGAUCCCGCACAUGCUGGCGCUACGAUCCAAGUGCUGAUGGAUGUCAGUGGUGUGGCGCUGACUUGCGUCAUCUCCAGCAUGGUUCUGGGAUUCAAAGAUGGCUCCGUGCAUGGAGAGACGACGACCAGCCUCAGCGUCGUCUCCGAGAGCCUGCACAAGGCGGCUCCGCCGACCCCUGCACCAGCGCCGGUGCCUUGA
Molecule: messenger RNA, 513 nt
Organism: Symbiodinium natans
Lineage: Eukaryota; Dinophyceae; Suessiales; Symbiodiniaceae
Source: the annotation of a GenBank genome assembly